Messenger RNA from Drosophila willistoni, 565 nucleotides. RefSeq names its product mitochondrial import inner membrane translocase subunit Tim8. Bases 107 to 373 code for a protein of 88 amino acids. Lineage: Eukaryota; Metazoa; Arthropoda; Insecta; Diptera; Drosophilidae. The record is from RefSeq and is a predicted model, not a curated record. The transcript has a single exon.
UUGUCAAAAUUAUAUUUUGAACUUGUUCAGUCAUUAUUCAACCUCAGAAGAAAUAAACCAGAUUACAAAAUUUCUUUUUAUUAGAAAUAUAUAUUUUCAGAGCAUCAUGUCCGAUAUAAAUGAACUUUCGGACAAGGAGAAGGAGUUGCAGGAGUUUUUCCUGAUCGAAAAGCAAAAGGCGCAGAUAAAUGCACAGAUUCAUGAAUUCAAUGAGAUCUGUUGGGAGAAAUGCAUUGGCAGACCGGGCACUAAACUGGAUCACAGCACAGAGACAUGUCUUAGCAAUUGUGUGGAUCGUUUUAUCGACACUUCACUGUUGAUAGCCCGUCGUUUCGCUCAAAUGUUGCAAAAACAAGCAUCUCGAGAUAUGUAAGAGGCGUAGUGGAAGGAGAACGAGUAGGGGGAGGAGGAGGAGGACCAGUGUGCAAGGAAAAUCAAAUGAAUUUAUACCGAAAGCAGACGACAUUUUAAAAUUAUCCUGUAUGCAUCCUUUAUAUGAGCUCACUUGUUUAACAUUGGAAUCAUUUAAACUAUAAUUAAAUAUCAAUUUGAUUCGUUGAAAGGA